Molecule: messenger RNA, 1378 nt
Organism: Megalobrama amblycephala (Wuchang bream)
Lineage: Eukaryota; Metazoa; Chordata; Actinopteri; Cypriniformes; Xenocyprididae
Exons: 5
Coding region: 479-1201 (240 amino acids)
Source: RefSeq, a predicted model, not a curated record
UUAGCUAGCUGGAAUGUGCGUGGCUUUAAUAGUCAGGUGAAGCGAGCUAAAGUGUUCUCGUAUUUACGCUCCAUUUCAGCUGACAUAAUUUUCCUACAGGAGACGCACAUUAAGCAUGGUGAACAGAAGCGCCUAAAAUGUAAUUGGAUUUCCCAUGUAUUUCAAUCCACUUUUUCAUGUAGGGCCAGAGGGGUUGCAAUAUUACUGCGUAAUUUUGUUCCGUUCAAACAUAUUUCCACGUUAACAGAUCCUAACGGUCGUUAUAUUCUUGUCACCAGCUUAAUCGCCUCUAAACAUUUUACUUUUUUUUAAAUCUUUAUGGCCCUAACUAGACGAUCCUGCUUGAUGUCACACAGAAAUCUUGUGUCUGAUUUAGUUACCGAUAUUACUGUUACUGUUCAGUAAUAAUCAGUUGGUUUUACAGAGCUCAGAAGUCCCAAGCAGCUCUUGGUGUGAGCUAGAGGGUCUAAAGCGGAGUAUGCAGUUCCCGAUGGACCAAGACAUGCAAGUGUCUGCUCUGAUAACAGACAGAAAUCGGCAGGUGGCCAAGUGGGUACGUGAAGAAAUGUGUUCAGAAGGAACAAGGCAUUUCUUUGAUGUCUGGCAUAUUGGGAAAAGUAUACAAAGAGCACUGGAUGCUGCUGCAAAAGAGAGGGACUGUGAGGAUCUGAAGCUGUGGAGGCCAGCCAUUAUCAACCAUCUUUACUGGACCGCAGCUUCCACCCCUACAGGAGAUCCAGAUGAGAUGGAGGCAAAAUGGCAGAGUAUGAUAAAUCAUGUACAGGACAUACAUGAACACAGCACUCCUGCAUUUACCAGCUGCGCACAUCCACCGUUGGAAGGAGAGGCAAGAGACAAGGAGUGGCUGGAACCAGGAUCACCAGCAGCCACUAAACUGGAGAGUGUAGCUGCCAGGAAAGCACUGGUAAAGGAUAUUCAACAAUUGUCACCUCAGCAUCAGACAUUCUCCCUGGAGGCCUACCAUUCCCUCAUUCUGCACUUUGCUCCCAAACACACUGGCUUUUCUUUUCUUGGGAUGUACAGCAGACUUCUCUUAGCAGCCCUACAUUUCAAUAGUAAUGGCAACAGAGAUGUAGCUCGAACCAGUGAGGGUGAGGCACGCUACGCUGUUCGCUACCCGCGGUUUCGGAAAGGUGGCUGGGUAGUCCACCCCAUCAAGGAGAAACCAUCUUACGGUUAGUAGUUUCACUUAGUUUUUCAAUAUCUUUUUUAUGUGAAUCUAUCUUUUUUUUUAUGUGAGUCAACCAUUUUACUAAAUGUGUUCUAAACAUUUCUCUCCUUAAGGAUACGCAACAAAUCUUAUGGUCUCUCUGGUAGAGGAAUACUGCAAGUCACCACAGGCCCUACAAGAAAGCAG